Molecule: messenger RNA, 3410 nt
Organism: Myodes glareolus (Bank vole)
Lineage: Eukaryota; Metazoa; Chordata; Mammalia; Rodentia; Cricetidae
Source: RefSeq, a predicted model, not a curated record
UCUGUCCCGUGUGACCUUGGGCACUGCCUUCCCCCUCGUCGGCUGCGAGGAACUCAUUCCUGGAUAGGAGGCUCGUGUCAUUUUUCGGUCUCACAACUGGUGCGCGCCCCUUUCCGGGCCUGGAGAGAGACAAGGUCUUCUGCCAGCAUAGAUGCUCGCCUGCUCUCUUGUUUUCUUCUUCAGUCCCCGACGGCUCCAAUCUUUUGAUUGCCCGGCGGCCAACAAGCAGCCCUCUGCCCCAACAGAACUAUGUUGGCCGAAUCCGCCCCGCCACACAUCACUUGCUGCUAGGACCAAACCCUCAAGACCGCGGUUAAAACGCAAGCGGGACAAUGGAGGGGCUGAAGCCAUGGAGAGGCGCGAAAAUACUUCGGGGUCCGGAGUGUGUGGUUAGGGCGGAGGCGGGGCGCAUAGCCAGACUUAGCCGCCUUGUUCCUCCCCAGCCCGCGAGGGGGCGCCUUAUCCCCAUGACAACGCGGACAACUCCCCUCACCCCCUCCCCCGGAGGGCAGCUCCCGAGGCUAAUCCGCCCUGGAGACUGUGGGCGGUGCCCACGGUGCUGGAGCCCCGAGUCGCGGGCGAAUUCCCGGGAGGGGCGCGAGCAUCAAGGGUGUCGACGCUCCAGGUGGUGACCCCCGCGCGUCGCCGCUGGGUGACCGGCCCCGAGCGGGCGGUGCGUCCCCACCACGAUUGGCUGCUUCCCUGUGACAUCACGCGGCUCGGGGAAAAGUGCGAGCGUGAGCGCGAGUCGGAGCCACAGCGCCAGGAGCUGCAGGCGAAGCAGGGGCCGCCCCUUGACACCCCGUCCCCGCCCCCGGUCUACGGCCCAUUCGCCCACCUCGCCGACUCGCGAAGCCUCUACCCUGUCCCGCCGUCUGUCCGACGCCAGCGGACCAAGACAGAAGCAGCGGCCACUGCCCACCUGUACCCAGCUGGGCUCAGCAUGGCGAACUUCACACCUGGCAACGGCAGCUCAGCCAAUCAGUCUGUGCGCCUGGUCACAGCCACCCAUAACCACCUGGAAACAGUGGAGAUGGUGUUCAUUGCCACAGUGACAGGCUCACUGAGCCUGGUGACUGUCGUGGGUAACAUCCUGGUGAUGCUGUCCAUCAAAGUCAACAGGCAGCUGCAGACGGUCAACAACUAUUUCCUGUUCAGCCUGGCGUGUGCAGACCUCAUCAUAGGUGCGUUCUCCAUGAACCUCUACACCGUGUACAUCAUCAAGGGCUACUGGCCCCUGGGCGCGGUGGUCUGUGACCUGUGGCUGGCCCUGGACUAUGUAGUGAGCAAUGCCUCCGUCAUGAACCUUCUCAUCAUCAGCUUUGACCGCUACUUCUGCGUCACCAAACCCCUCACCUACCCUGCCCGCCGCACUACUAAAAUGGCAGGCCUCAUGAUCGCAGCUGCCUGGGUCCUGUCCUUUGUGCUCUGGGCCCCCGCCAUCUUGUUCUGGCAGUUUGUGGUGGGCAAGAGGACAGUGCCUGAUAACCAGUGUUUCAUCCAGUUCUUGUCCAACCCGGCAGUGACCUUUGGCACAGCCAUUGCUGCCUUCUAUCUGCCCGUGGUCAUCAUGACGGUGCUGUAUAUUCACAUCUCACUGGCAAGUCGCAGUCGAGUCCACAAGCAUCGACCUGAGGGCCCCAAGGAGAAGAAGGCCAAGACUCUGGCUUUCCUCAAAAGCCCCCUGAUGAAGCCGAGUAUCAAGAAACCUCCACCAGGGGGCGCUUCUCGAGAGGAACUGCGCAACGGGAAGCUAGAAGAGGCCCCUCCGCCAGCCCUGCCCCCGCCUCCACGCCCAGUGACCGACAAGGACACUUCCAAUGAGUCUAGCUCGGGCAGUGCCACCCAGAACACCAAGGAACGGCCACCCACAGAGCUGUCCACCACAGAGGCCACCACACCAGCCCUGCCCGCCCCUACCCUGCAGCCACGAACCCUCAACCCAGCCUCUAAAUGGUCCAAGAUUCAGAUUGUAACAAAGCAGACAGGCAAUGAGUGUGUGACAGCCAUCGAGAUUGUACCGGCCACUCCAGUUGGCAUGCGCCCAGCAGCUAAUGUGGCCCGAAAGUUCGCCAGCAUUGCUCGCAACCAGGUGCGGAAGAAGCGACAGAUGGCGGCCCGCGAGCGCAAAGUGACUCGGACCAUCUUUGCCAUUCUGCUGGCCUUCAUCCUCACCUGGACACCCUACAAUGUCAUGGUCCUGGUGAACACCUUUUGCCAGAGCUGUAUCCCUGAGAGGGUGUGGUCCAUUGGCUACUGGCUCUGCUACGUCAACAGCACCAUCAACCCUGCCUGCUAUGCACUUUGCAACGCCACUUUCAAAAAGACCUUCCGGCACCUCCUGCUAUGCCAGUAUCGGAACAUCGGCACAGCCAGGUAGACAGGCAGGUGUCCUAGGAGGUGCUGGUGUCAUGAGUGUGUACCGGGGAACCACAUGGGCUCACCGGCUGUGGAGGAGCGAGUAGGCGGCCCCAUUCUGAGUUGGCAUCUGCUAAAGAGAACAGGUCUCUUUACAGUGAGGCACAAGAAGCUCUUCGCUGGGUUUGGAGGUAGAUCUCAGCCCCGGAGGGUCUGAACUGGCACCACCUGGCCCCUAUCUGUCACCCUGCCUCAGAAGGAUGGGGGACAAUGACUGGAGUGGGCAGCGGCUCUGUCGAGGCCAGCCAUCAGCAGAGAUGGAAGAACCAAUCGGAGAGCAGAGGCCAGGAGCAAAGGAGCCAGGCUUGGAGGGGUGGGGUACCCCGUUCUGCUGUAAUCGGUGCUUUCCGCCUCCCUGCACCCCCUCCCCCUGCAUGUAGGCUCGGUCCUUCCCUGCCCCCAAUUCCCUCUCCAGGGUGAGAGAUUCAGCCAGGCUGAGGUGCCCUUCCCUGGCCAGCUGUCACAUCUGGAUGGGGCAACUGGGAAACCAAGCUAAGAAGCUGAUACAGACUACAGGGGACCAAGACUGAGUCAAAUAGUAGUGAAUCUUACUCUAAAGAGCACCCCCCAGAGGUUUCAAAUGAAGGGCAGUAUUCUCCUCUACCUCUGCAGGAGGGAGGGCCCCAAAGAAAGAAAAGAAUGUGUGGUGGUGGGGUGAACUUGGUGACAGUGAUGGUGAGGCAAGCAAGCACCUUCAUCUCUCCCCCGUGAGAACCUGGAUCCAAGAACCUGGAUCAAGACUCUUAACUAGGUGAGGCAGAGUUCAUGUGAGGCAUCUGGGUUCUCUUCCCUAACCCCAGUCCUGUGGUUCCUGGGAGAGAUGACACCCAGGGGGCUCUGGACGACAUUUUCAUAAAUGUUCUGCUCUUUCCUGAGCUGUUGGGAGCACUUCCUAGUAGGCCUCAACUCCCUUCAGCCCGUCUUUCCCCACCCCAACCCCAACAAAACUCUAUGGCAAACUCCCUGGGAAGGGACUUUUAUAUAUUAAAAAA